GCAGACCCGCUCAAAGAAUUCUUCCGGGAUCAUAAUAUCAAUUCUCUCGUUUCGCUUUCUACGUCCUUCCCGAUUGUGUUCUUGAAUUCUCAAUUUUCGAUAUUGUUAGAGUUCGACCUCUUGGAAUUUCAGGUUUGCUGCUAUAUCUCUCUCAAUCAAGGCUGCCUUGUUAUUAUUUUGGGUUGUAUAGAAUGAACAUCGAAGAAGCUAUAAUUACCAAGUUCGUGAUCAUCCGAUCCGGUUUUUUCUAUGCUUGGACACAUAUUAAGGUUCUCCUUUUAUUAAUCUUUCUCGUAGGUCUAGUUUUAGGGUUUCAAGUAGAGGAUGUUGCUAUCGGUUAAGGAUCGGAGAAUGAACUUUUAAUUUUGUGGAAUAUCAAGAUCACUCUCACUUAUUCUUCAAGAUUUAGUGUACUUUGGAUUUGGAUGAAGUUUUGCUUGUUUGGAUAGGAUUAGUGUUGUUCCUUUCUUCUUUCUUUUAUUUUCUUACUUGGAAUGGGAGCAUCAAAGUGUUCGACGCAAUUUGGUCCUUCGUCAUGUGUUCUCGUAUUUUAAUAGUUUGUCGAUGUUCUUGGUUCCUUGAAAAAUUCUGAUUUUCUCGCCUGCAACUGAUGCAACGGUCAGAGAUUGUGGAUUUAGCUUCUGAUAUUUGGAUUUUUGAUGGGACCGUUUAUAAUUUGGAUCGUCUUUGAAGAAACGGUUAAUAUGUCUGUGUUGUUCAUUGAUUCUUUCUCUAUAUCUUUUUCAUUAUAGUAUGGACGUUAAGGUACCCAGGGGACUCUCAUGUCAAAGGGAAAAAUCAUCCUUACUUGUUGGACGGCAGCCUUCUAGCGGCAUAUUAUGUAAAUUCGAUAUGGUUGGAAAGUGCAAUAGAAACCCUUGUAGGUUUUUGCAUUCACAACCACCAACCCCUACUAUUAACCCUGAAAUUUCAACUGAUUUACCUGAAAACCGGCCAAGGAAGCAUCCCCCCAACUUUAGUAGCGGAAAGAAUGUAUGGAUUUCCCCUGAUUAUAACAGACCUAAGAUCUCUUUGGCUUCUUCUACUGGAAAUGUUGAGUCAGGAAACGAAAUAAGCACUUUGAAGACACCACCAAAGGUCUGUCAACACUGGCUAUCUGGAAAUUGUGUGAAAGGUGAUAGCUGCAGGCUUAUACAUUCAUGGUUUUGUGGGACUGGGAUCUCAAUGCUGGCAAAACUUGAUGGGCACAAGAAGGCUAUUAGUGGGAUUGCCCUUCCUGUAGGGUCAGACAAGCUUUAUUCAGGCAGUAGAGACGGAACAGUACGACUUUGGGACUGUCAUACUGGCCAAUGUGCUGGUGUAAUCAAUCUUGGUGAAGAAGUUGGCUGUUUGAUUUGUGAGGGGCCAUGGAUCUUUAUAGGCAUGCCCAAUGUUGUUAAGGCAUGGAACAUUGAGUCCGCAGUUGAAUUUAACCUUAAUGAACCAGUCGGCCAAGUCUAUUGCAUGGUUGUUGCUAAUGAAAUGUUGUUUGCUGGGGCACAGGAUGGUGGUAUUUUGGUGUGGAAAGGCAGUCCUGGAACUGAGAAUCCUUUUCUUCUUGUGGGAUCUUUAAGAGGUCACUCUCACGAUGUGACAUGUUUAACUGUUGGGCGCAAAUUGCUUUACUCUGGUUCCAUGGACAAUACAAUAAGGGUUUGGGAACUUGAUACUUUACAGCCUGUUAUGACACUCGACAGUCAUACUGAUGCACCAAUGUCUCUUCUAUGCUGGGAUCAGUAUCUGUUAUCCUGCUCCCUGGAUCAGACGAUAAAAGUUUGGGUUGCUACAGAAGGAGGAAACUUGGAAGUAACCUAUACGCAUAAUGAAGAACAUGGUGUGCUUGCACUCUGUGGGUUCAAUGAUUCAGAUGGACAGCCAGUAUUACUAUGUGCUUGUAAUGACAAAACUAUCCACCUCUAUGAGUUACCAUCGUUCACUGAGAGGGGCAGAAUAUUUUCAAAACGUGAAGUUAGAGCAGUUCAAAUUGGUCCUGAUGGCCUCUUUUUCACUGAUGAUGGAACCGGGAUGUUAAAUGUAUGGAAGUUGUUGGCAAAGUCAAAUAGUGUAGAUGAGCAUCACUGAAGUUUGUACAAGAAUUUGCCUUAUUUUAUAAAAGUUCUCCAUGGCUUCCAAGGAGGCAUUUGCUCACUUCCAGAGCUGUUACUGAUUCUGUUUCUUGGUACUGUGCCUUUGUAGUUGUAGCUCUUAUAAAUCUAUUAGUUGGUGUUUUAGUCGAAAUAAAUAUUCAAGUUGUAAAAAUUGUUUUUCAUCCAUCAUCAUAAUUGUUUAAUUUAUAUGGGUUAAAAAGAAA
Mangifera indica (mango) is the source of this 2311-nucleotide messenger RNA. Its product is annotated as zinc finger CCCH domain-containing protein 48-like. NCBI's taxonomy places the organism in Eukaryota, Viridiplantae, Streptophyta, Magnoliopsida, Sapindales, Anacardiaceae. Bases 754 to 2082 code for a protein of 442 amino acids. The transcript has 7 exons. The record is from RefSeq and is a predicted model, not a curated record. Gene Ontology annotation, molecular function: protein binding; metal ion binding.